AUGGACUUUGGCAGUAUCUCCAAGUCUCACAUGAAGCGCAAGCAAUCGUCUUCCCUCCUUGCUGCGCUGGGCAAGCCCUCGCGCUCUUCCCCGGGGGGAUACACGGCCCCGCCGAGCGCGUACAUGCAGGGCUCGUACUCACCCUCUUUGACAAGCUCGGAUGAGAGCCACGACUAUACUCUUGGCGAGAGUAGUCGGGGCGCAGGCAGUAUCUACCACGGUGUCGGGAGGACCGUGAGCGGUUCAAGCACCAGCAGCGUGUAUGGCCGUGCGCAGGCGCCGAGCCAGAUCCCCCGCUCUGUUCGCCGCGUAGAAGACGUGUUUGUGCUCGUGCGCGAACGCGUCUUCCAAUGGUCAUACCUCAUGCAGUGGUAUAAUGGAGACCAGCCAUGGCUCAACACGGUACAUGUUGAGCGGAGUGCGCUCGAGGCCGCAUUAGGCACCAAACAGCUCGACACGCUCGCACGGCAAGAGUAUGCGCUCGGCCUCUCUCUUGCCGGACUAUUUGAUAUUGCUGGCGCGCAGGACUUUCUCCGCGCCGCGUACCAGCUCAUGGGCGAGUGGGAGCAGUGGUCGGAGCAAAGCGCAAACAGUGGUAAAGUUGUUGGACCUAUUCGUAACUUUUUCCGCCCACGACGGCCGGUACCGCGUCCCAGCGCUGCGCAGAGCACAUCGACGGCAGAGGUGACGAUUGCGUCAAUCGACGCGUCGUCGGACGCGUUCCUGGUCCUGGCCGUCAUGCCAUUCACACCCGACUACUUUCAAGUACACGCGUCGACUUGCUCCAUCAUCCGAGACGUGUACAAAAAGCUCCUGAACAUGCUUCUCCCAAAUGUUGCGGGCGCGCGCAACACGGACCCGGCACAUGGCACACUGCUUCACCCAUCCGCUUUCAUCAGCGUCCGCGGCAACGACACGGGUAUCUGGAGUGUAGCGACGGAUGCUGCGCUCUUUGGCGACAUGCCCAAGAACAGCGCGUUUGUCGGCGAGGGCCAGAAGCUCACACAGCCCGUCAUAGACCUCCUCCUCAAGGUCGACAGCAGGCUCAAGAAGCACUACUCGUCACUUGUGCGCGAUGGCGACACGAUCGCCCGCAGAGUCCUCGACGACGAGCUGUCUGCUCUCAACGCGAGCAUGACCACGGGCCCAGCGCUCCGGUUCAACCCCCCGAUACACCUCGAGACGGUUGCCUAG
Messenger RNA from Cutaneotrichosporon cavernicola, 1194 nucleotides. RefSeq lists its product as uncharacterized. NCBI's taxonomy places the organism in Eukaryota, Fungi, Basidiomycota, Tremellomycetes, Trichosporonales, Trichosporonaceae. The coding region runs from base 1 to 1194 and encodes 397 amino acids. The record is from RefSeq and is a predicted model, not a curated record. The transcript has 6 exons.